This is a messenger RNA of Sphaerodactylus townsendi, 936 nucleotides long. RefSeq names its product olfactory receptor 13H1. Lineage: Eukaryota; Metazoa; Chordata; Lepidosauria; Squamata; Sphaerodactylidae. The transcript has a single exon. Gene Ontology annotation, molecular function: olfactory receptor activity; G protein-coupled receptor activity. The record is from RefSeq and is a predicted model, not a curated record. Bases 1 to 936 code for a protein of 311 amino acids. Gene Ontology annotation, cellular component: membrane. Gene Ontology annotation, biological process: G protein-coupled receptor signaling pathway.
AUGGAAGAGUGGGGUAACACAACCACUGUGACUGAGUUUGUGCUCGUGGGCUUCUCCAGACAACCCUACGUACGGGCUGCCUUGUUUGUCUUCUUCUUGAUCAUGUAUGCCGUGACCAUCACUGGGAAUGGACUCAUUAUGCUGUUGAUCGUGGUGGAUUCUCACCUCCACACACCCAUGUAUUUCUUCCUCAGCAACCUCUCCUUCAUCGACAUGGGCUAUGUCACUACCUCCGUGCCUCAGAUUCUGGCACACUGCUUCAAAGACAAGGCUGUUAUACCUUUUGGUCGAUGUUUUGCCCAGAUGAGCAUCAGUCUUUUCCUGGGAGUGGCUGAGUGCCUUUUACUUGCUGUCAUGGCUUAUGACCGUUUUGUAGCCAUAUGUAGCCCUCUACACUAUACCGUGAUCAUGAGCCGGAAGGUGUGUGUCAUACUAGCGGUCAGCCUUUGGAUCAGCUCUUUCCUCUUGACCAUUAUACCUUGUUUUAGCAUGCCAAUCUACUUCUGUGGCCACAAUGUGGUGAAUCAUUUCACAUGUGAGGUCCAAGCAGUGUUGAAAUUGGCUUGUUCUGACACCAGCGCCAACGGGCUCAGCAUGCUCAUAACAAGCGUGUUCACCCUUCUGUUCCCCUUUGCUUUCAUCCUGCUGACAUACGGACGCAUUGGUUUGGCUGUCCUGCGUAUCCGAUCAGCCCAAGGACGGGGGAAAGCUUUAUCAACCUGCGGCUCUCAUCUAGCUGUGGUGGGUAUUUUCUAUGGCACUGCCAUGACUGAAUAUGUGAGACCUCAGGCCAAGACCUUCACAGAUAAGGAAAAAAUAGUGUCUGUCUUUUAUGGGAUCGUGACCCCAAUGCUCAAUCCUUUGAUCUACAGCCUGAGAAAUAGAGAUGUGAAGGAAGCCUUGGGGAGGUUGAUUGCAAGGAAAGUAGGGAAAUGA